Molecule: messenger RNA, 1059 nt
Organism: Diaporthe citri
Lineage: Eukaryota; Fungi; Ascomycota; Sordariomycetes; Diaporthales; Diaporthaceae
Exons: 3
Coding region: 1-1059 (352 amino acids)
Source: RefSeq, a predicted model, not a curated record
AUGACUAUCUACCCAGCGGACACACCAGAGACGCUCAACCCCUUAAUCGUCACGACUGUCUUCGGGGUGGUGGCGCUCCUGAGCUGCAUAGGCCGGAUAUAUGCCCUCCACCUGCGAAACCACAGCUUCCGCGAGGAGGAGUACUACAUCGCAGCGGCCCUCUUCCUAACUUAUGUCUCCCUGGGGAUCCAAUGGGCCUGUGUCCUACGCGGUGGGACAGGGAGGCACCUUAUCCUCCCCUUCGAGGCCCUCUACGGUCUCACGCUCAUGUUCGUCAAGCUGGCCGUCCUGCGCUUCUACAGCAGGAUCUUUGCGCCGAGCGCGUGGGUCACCUGGAGCGUGAGGGUGACCGCUGCGGCGGUGAUCAUGUGGAUGGCCUCGGUCGUCCUUGAGACUUUCCUCCUCUGCCGGCCGCUCGCUUUCAACUGGGACACGACCAUCCCCGGCGGCGCCUGUGGGGACCGCAAUGCUGUGUUUGUCAUUGCCGGGGUCACGAAUAUGGUCACGGACUUCAUGGUCCUGCUUCUCCCCGUGCCUUGCAUUUUGAAGCUGCAAAUGCCUACAGGCCAAAAGUUCGGGUUACUUCUCGUAUUUUGUAUGGGAAUUCUUAUCACCGCCAUUUCCAUCGUCAGACUCAAGUCACUCACGACCAUCUCCUUCGAGGACCCGACGUGGACACUGCCAAUGGGCCUGCUAUGGACCGUCCUCGAGCCGGAGCUCGCCAUCAUCAACGCCAACCUCCCCCUGAUGCGCCGGUUCUUCGCCAAGAUCAUACCCAAGAUGAUGUCCUUCUCGCGGUCCAAGAGCACCGUCGAGCGAAGCAAGAAGAACGACUUUGAGAAGCUCAGCGACAACGGCAUCAUGCUGCGCACGAUAGGCGGUGGGUAUAUGCAGAGGAACAACGUCGUUGUUGGCGCGGACGAUUCCAAGGCCAGCGAGGGCGCAAGCACGACAGGUAUAAUACAGCAGCGGUCUAUCCGUGUGGACUAUGACAAUAUCAGCGAUGAGGAGGUUGGGUUGUAUCACAAUGACGGCCGUAUUCGCGCCAGCGAGGUAUAA